This is a messenger RNA of Nicotiana tabacum (common tobacco), 1153 nucleotides long. RefSeq names its product photosystem I reaction center subunit V, chloroplastic-like. Gene Ontology annotation, cellular component: chloroplast thylakoid membrane; photosystem I. Gene Ontology annotation, biological process: photosynthesis. Lineage: Eukaryota; Viridiplantae; Streptophyta; Magnoliopsida; Solanales; Solanaceae. The record is from RefSeq and is a predicted model, not a curated record.
UCGCCCUUCACUCCAUUUUUAUUUUUAUUUUAGGUAACUAUUUAGCUAAUCUAGUGAUAUUCGAAUUAUGAAGAUAUAUAUUGAGGCAUUGAAUAUUUUCGGAUUCGAUGUUUGAUUGUAUAGCUUUGCUCAAUUUAAUCUGAAAGUUUGCUCCUUUUUUUCCUAUCAAAUUCUGAAUUGAGCGCUGUUGCUUUUGUGGUGGCGAGUUCGCAUUGUGGUUCAGUUUUUAUGGUUUUGAGUUUGUACUUAGAAACACAAAAGGAAUGAGGAUAGUUUUAGUAGCGCAUAUGCUGGGAGAAAUGCAUUGAAUCUUCUGAAACCUAAGUAUAUAUGUGAUAUAUGAGUUUUUGUACUUAUCCUCUUCAUCUGCUUGUUUGUUAUUUUUUUAAAAGAAAAACAAUGGCUUUUCCAGAUAUAAUGCAUAUUUAGGUGUAUCACAAAACUGAAUGAAAUAGUUGGUUUUAGGAGAAUCGGUAGCUGUUUUGAUUUUCUGAAUAUGUUCUUAGAGUUUCAGAUGAUAAUUUGCAAAAGGUAUUAAACUUAUCAUCUGUUAUACAUUUGAAUUCCAAUAUCCACAUAUCCAUCAUAUAUCCAAUUAAAGAUCAAUUCCCUCUCUCCCCCUCUCCAAAAACUCUGAUGUAAUAUGGCUUCCACUUUGUUCUCUGCACCAACAUUCGGAGGUCUUAGACCCCUCAACAAACCAACUGAUACUUGUCUUUUCCUCAACAAAAAGAUCAAUUCCUACAAACCCAUGAAGAAAAGAUGCAAUCUUGGUGUUAAAGCCGAGCUCAACACAUCACUUGUGAUUAGGUUGAGCACAGGACUGUCACUUUUCUUGGGAAGAUUUGUUUUCUUUAAUUUCCAAAGAGAGAAUGUGGCCAAACAGGGAUUGGUAGAGCAAAAUGGAGUUAGCCAUUUUGAACCUAGUGAUUCUAGAGCCAAAGAAUAUGUUAGUCUGCUUAAAUAUAAUUACCCUGUUGGAUUCAACAUAGUUGAUGUUCUUGCUUGGGGCUCUAUUGGCCAUAUUAUUGCUUAUUAUGUUCUUGCCACUUCUAGUAAUGGUAUGAUCCUAAGUUCUUUGGUUGAAAGAGAAAAGAAUCUUCUUGUUGAUUUGUACUCUUCCAUUGACAUGGCCUUGUUUGUAAUGCAGUAG